Messenger RNA from Cottoperca gobio, 2433 nucleotides. It is a transcript of the gene adra1d, whose product is annotated as adrenoceptor alpha 1D. Lineage: Eukaryota; Metazoa; Chordata; Actinopteri; Perciformes; Bovichtidae. Gene Ontology annotation, molecular function: alpha1-adrenergic receptor activity. Gene Ontology annotation, cellular component: plasma membrane. The record is from RefSeq and is a predicted model, not a curated record. Gene Ontology annotation, biological process: positive regulation of vasoconstriction; phospholipase C-activating G protein-coupled receptor signaling pathway; positive regulation of cytosolic calcium ion concentration.
UCUGACUGUAUGAUCGGGGAGUUGUUACAAAGGAUGCCACCAGACAGUGGAAAGCCAAUUUGCUAGUAAGAAAUGCGUUGAAAAGCAGCUAGAUGUAUCCGAUUUUUUUGUUCUUAUUUUCAUUGCAUCCAAAUGGUAGGCCUUUUAUUCCCUCCAUUCGUUGCCUGUAGUUAUAUAGACUUUCCUUUUUUCUUUUUCUCUUUUAAAUAUCAUUCGCUUGACUCGAAGGACGACCGCUUGACUCGAAAGAGAGACUGAAAACAUUGCCCGACAUUGACACAUGCUUUCUUUAAAUAACUUCUUCCAAAGUUCUCUUAUGGCGUAUCAAAAUGACAGACUCUAACUUGAGGAACGAAAGCAACUAUGGGAUCUAUUUUGCUGAAGGUUUCAAUGGAUCUGUUCUGGACCAAAUAUUUCCAAACGGCAGCAUCACGACAUGCCCGAACUUCACAAUGGACUCACAGGUUGUCGGGGUUGGGAUCUUUCUCGCCGUUUUUAUUUCGGUGGCAAUUGUUGGCAACAUUUUGGUUAUCCUGUCUGUUGUCUGCAAUAAACAUUUGCAGACUGUCACAAACUUCUUCAUUGUCAACUUAGCCAUUGCAGACCUGCUGUUGAGCAUUAUUGUGCUGCCGUUCUCUGCAUCUCUGGAGGUUCUGGGAUGCUGGGUGUUUGGCCGGGUUUUCUGUAACAUCUGGGCAGCAGUGGAUGUUCUCUGCUGCACCGCAUCCAUCCUCAGCCUCUGCGUCAUUUCCAUUGACCGCUACAUAGGUGUUAAACACUGCCUCAAAUACCCAACUAUUAUGACCGAGAAGAAGGCAGUAGCUGUUUUAAUGCUAGUUUGGGUAUCAUCUACGGUCAUCUCUGUCGGGCCGCUUCUCGGGUGGAAGGAACCGCCGCCUGUGGACGAGAGAAUCUGCAGCAUCACAGAGGAGCCGGGCUACGCGCUCUUCUCCUCUCUCUUCUCGUUCUACCUCCCGCUCAUGGUCAUUCUCAUCAUGUAUUUUCGGGUAUACGUGGUGGCCCGCAGGACUACUAAGAGCCUAGAAGCGGGUGUGAAAAGAGAGAGGAAUAAGUCGAUGGAAGUGGUCCUCCGGAUACACUGUCGCAGCGUACUGGGGGACGCGCGCCCGACCGGCUCAAAAAGCAACAAAAACCACCCCUUCCGAAGUUCGCUGUCAGUGCGGCUGAUGAAGUUCUCCAGGGAGAAAAAGGCUGCUAAAACCCUCGCCAUCGUUGUGGGCAUGUUCAUCUUGUGUUGGCUGCCUUUUUUCUUCUUUCUGCCGAUGGGUGCUUUCUUCCCGGCGCUGAAGCCAUCCGAAACGGUGUUCAAGGUAGUCUUCUGGUUGGGUUACUUCAACAGCUGCAUCAACCCCAUGAUCUACCCCUGCUCCAGCAAAGAGUUCAAGAGGGCCUUCACACGGAUCCUCAGGUGCCAGUGUCACCAAAGAAAGAGAGUCCUGUGUCGCUUCUACGACCAGAGGUGGCGGACGGCUGUCAAGGAAAUACAAGGGAUGAAAGUGGAAGACUGUAAACUCGGCUAUGCUGUGCACGAAUCUUGUGGCAGCUCUUUGUUAAACAAGGGGAAAGGGCGCUCGCUAGGUUUCAAGAGAUGGAGUCUGUUUCCACCGCUGCAAAAAUCUUCCUUCCAGCUCAAAGAGAAAGUAAACAAUCUGUCAAAUAAAAUGAAGGGAGGGACAGGAAAAGGAACCACAGCUGCAGUGGGUCGGAUUGAUAUAGUAGACACGGUCUCAAUGGGGAUUUACAACUCUUGUGAGCAGAGCAGCUAUCAGUUCUAUGAUCUAGCAGACUGCUAUGGCCUGAAAGAGACUGACAUUUAGAGGACCACUAGAGAAUCCUUUAUCUAUUUUUCAAUUGGCCACAUCGGACCAACAUGCAUGACAGACCGUGAUUGGACAUCAUUUUGAGUAACAGCUGAGAAUCAAAGCUGUGGACUGAGAGUGAUGGCUUGAUCCCAGCACAAAUGGGACCAAAACUUUAUCUUAAUCCCUCAUGUUGUUUUUUAGAUGAAAACGUCUAGUGAGCUGCUUAAAGACAUUUUUGGGAAGAAGACACAGAAGUAGUCAACUUCUUGGACUUACUUUGACUGCUGUCACUUGGAAACGUUGACAUUACACAGCACACAGUUCCCAGGUGUACUCAUUUUCGACAAGACGUUUAACAUGAGCCUGAUUAUUACUGCCUAUUUCUUUAAAUUUGUAUAUCAGACAGUCUCCAUGUCUUCAACUAUUUGCCAGCAGACACUAUGUGAUGACUGCAUUGUUUGAUAUUGAUAUUCAGCUGAUUUUAAACAAAAAAUAACAUACAACUGAAAAGGAUGGAAACCAUCCAUCCAUCGUUAUCCGGGGUCGGGUCGCGGGGACAGCAGCUCAAGUAAGGAACCCCAACCUUCCCUUCUCCGGGCCACACCAGCUC